This is a messenger RNA of Monoraphidium neglectum, 2307 nucleotides long. RefSeq lists its product as hypothetical. Lineage: Eukaryota; Viridiplantae; Chlorophyta; Chlorophyceae; Sphaeropleales; Selenastraceae. Bases 1 to 2307 code for a protein of 768 amino acids. The record is from RefSeq and is a predicted model, not a curated record. The transcript is spliced from 12 exons.
AUGCAGCUGCUGGAGGACUGCCGCUUCGUCAUCGACCUUGAUGGCUGCGGCGGCAACUCGUUUGAGGACCGCCUCUGCAAGGAAAUAGCCGCCCUGGGCGGCGAGGUGGUCUCAUCUCUCGAGGCGGGGUGCACACAUGUGGUCGUGCGCCACGCGCAGCAGGCCAUCCUGCAGCGCGUGGAGGCGCCGCACGUGCAGGUGGUGGCCGCAGAGUAUGUGACCGCCAGCGCGGAGCCAGGGAGGCUGCGGCGGCCGCCGCCGGAGGACUUCCCGCCCUACCCGGGCCCGGCCAUCCCUGGAAUGGCAGAGUCCGGCUACGAGAUUACCCUCUCGAACAUCAAGGGCCCCGACAGGGACAUGGCGCGCUACAGGAUCCAGUGCACCGGCGUUAGGUUUACGGGGGCGAUGGCGCGCACCGCGACACACCUGGUGGUGCAGCUGCCGCUGGAGCGCUCCCAGAAGACCGCCACCGCCGACUCGUGGGGCGUCCACAUUGUGACGCUGGACUGGAUCAACGCGUGCCUUCUGGAGUGGCGCCUGGUGGACGAUGCCCCCUUUGUCGUGCCCCCGCCCAGCCAGCCGCCUGCGGCGCCGGCAGCGGCCGCCGCGGCACCGCCGGCGCCGCGCAGUGGGGCCGGCGAAGGGCCCCAGCUGGACCUGGAAGCGGAAUUUAAGACGGAGCAUGGUGAAUUCCCCGCGUCGGGCGCAGCCGACAGCGCGGCGGCGGCCGGGGCGACGCGGCCCGCGGGCGGCGCCGCGGGCCCGGGGGCCGCGGCCACGGGCGCCCUGCAGCAGGCGGCAGUGCGAGGCAGCCAAGACGCCGCCGCUGCCCAAGGCGCCGACCCCAGCACUAGUGCGGAGGACGGAGGGCCCGCGCCCAGCAGCCCGGGGGGCAGCAGUGCCGGCGCCGCCGGUGCCGUGUGCGCAACGGGGUCCCCCGAGCGCCCGACGGCUGGAGGCGCGCCGGCGGCGCCGGCUGCGGCGUCCACGCCAUCUGGCAAUGCCGACGUCGGCGGCGUCGGCCGACCGCAAUGGCGGCGCCCGCCGGGCAGCGGCGACGGCAACGCCGCCGCCGCUGCCGCCGCCGCCGCGGCUCCGCCGCACAGCGCCGGCGGCACCGGGGUCAGCGGUGGCUGCCCUGCACCGUCUUCUGGCGGCGCGGGCGGCGGCUUUGGCCAGGCGCUUCGCUUCUCUCAGCUGGGCGAUCUUGUGACAGCGCUGGCGCCAUCGUCCGGGGAACACCUGGGCUUUGGCCUUGCGCCGAUUGGGGUUGGGGCUGAUGCGAAGGAGGAGGACAAGGAGGAGAUGGAGGAGGACGAAGGGGAGGAGGAGGAGGAGGCGCUGCGAUCGCUGCUGCAUAAGCAGCAUCCACCGCCGCCACCACAGCAGCAGCAGCAGCAGCAGCAGCAGCAGCAGCAGCAGCAGCAGCAGUCGGAGCAGCAGCAGGAGCCGCAGCAGGCGACGGCAGCAGUAGCCCAGCCUCCGCCGGGGCCGCGCUCGGCGGGCGCCAAGGGGCGGGCUGCCAAGGCCACGGCGGCGGCGACGGCCACGGCGGCGCCGGUGGUCGUCACCCUCAGUGGCUUCCACGCAGACGGCCGCGAGCAGCUGGCCGCAGCCCUGCGGAAGCUUCCCGGCGUGCGCUGCCUGGGCACCGCGCAUGUGUUCGAGGCCGGCACGACGCACGUGGUGGCUCCGGCCCUGAAGCGCAGCGACAAGACGAUGGCGGCCAUGGCGGGGGGCACUGCGUGGCUGGUGGCUGAUUCGUGGGUUGAGGACAGCGUGCGGGCGGGGCGGCCGCUGGACCCCUCAGCCCACGAGCUGCAGGACUGUGAAUCAGGCGCCAUCUCAACCGGCGCCCCCCGCCACUGGCGCCUCCGCCGCGCCGCGACCGGUGCCGGCGCGUUUGCCGGGCUGCGGGUCCUGCUGCACGGCGCGUUUGAGGCGCCAGACGCAGACACCCUCGAGCGCAUGGUCACCGCCGGCGGCGGCGAGGUGCUGCGGCAGGGCCCGCCCUUCGACGCUGAGCUGGCGGAGGGCGGGGGCGCUGACCUGGCGGUCGUCGGGGGCCGCAAGGGGCCGGGCGACAGGUGGGUGCGCGCGUUCAAGGCUGCCGGCGUGCCCUGCGUCUCGUCUGCCUACCUCGUGGACUGGGUGGCCCACCCCUGGACCGAGCUGGGGCCCCACCGCCUGUUCGGCACCGCGCCCGGGCGGAAGCUGGCAGCGCUCGAGGCGGCGCGGCGCGCGGGGGGCAGCACCGCCAGCAGGGCGGAGGCGGAGGCCGAGGGCGCCCGGUCAGCCUCUUUUUGA